UUAAAUAAAAAACAAGCACACGUGACCCGAGAGGCAAAAGUCGGUUAAAUGUGAGCUGUCCACAUAAAUCGCCGAGUGAGCGCAACAUUCCUUUCUCUUGUUGCUAAUCUCGCCAAACUGGACAAGCGAGAGUUGAUAGACUGCCUGAACAGAACAGCGCCAGGAAAAGCCGCGUCGUCACCCUCGCUGGAGGACUGAUCUGCCUGACUCCAGUGAACGUCUACGUCCAUACUUGAAUGUAUCUUGGCGUAACAGUGGUUGUGUAGCAGCUUCUUCAAGAUAUAAAAUCUGCUUUAUGAAGUCCAAGAUUGGCGCCCGAGUCGGCAGCCGUCGUCCUAUCAAGAUGUGGUCCGAAGGAGGCUCUUUCGUCAAGGGGGUGGCCCUGGGAGGAGUCUUCUACCUGUUGCUCUCGCUCCUGGGGAGUUUCAGCCCAAAUGCCAAGUCUGGCUCAGAGGACCUUCACCAACACCACCAUGUCCAGGCGCAGAGUAACGAUAACCUGAAGCAGCUCUCGGAAUCGCAGACGCAGGAGUUAAAAGAUCAAGUCCGCGUCUAUUGCGUCAUCAUGGUCCAGCCAAAGAUUCUGGUCUACUGGGCCGCUGCCGUGGGCACCUGGAGCAAACACUGCGACAAGGCCGUGUUUUACACCUCAGAGUCAUCCAAGGCCCUCGAGGCAGUUGACCUGCAGGAAAGAGAUGGUUGGGCGAGGUUGUGUAAAGCUCUAAAGCAUGCUUAUGAGAACGCCGGGGACCUGCGCUGGUUCUUCGUGGCACAGCCCAUGACCUUUGCCAUCAUCGAAAACCUCAAGUACCUGCUGCUCACCAAGGAUCCCAGUGAGCCCUUCUACAUGGGCAACGCCUUGAAGUCCGGGGAGCUGGAGUAUGUCGCGUACGAGAGCGGCAUCGUCCUCAGCUACGAGGCUCUGAAAAGGUUUGUAGGCGUGCUGGACGACAAGAACAAGUGUCCCAUACGAGUGAACCGCCUGUGGAAGCUUAGCGAAGACAAACAGCUGGCCAUGUGUCUCAAGUACACAGGCGUGUUCGCUGAGAACGGUGAGGACGCGCACGGCAUGGGCCUGUUCAACGGGAAGAGCCUCGAUGCUCUGAUCAAGGAAAGUAUGAAAAACAACCCCAAAAAUGUGGUGGAGGGCUGCUGCUCCGACUUUGCCGUCACAUUCAACGGCAUGACCCCCAACCAGAUGCAGGUGAUGAUGUAUGGUGUAUACCGGCUUCGUCCAUAUGGCCACGAUUUCCACGACUUGCUCAUGUUUGACCCGCCAGAAGGUUCGGACAAUGACUAGGAUCACAGGCUGCACCAGGCCUUUUUGUACGAGCUGCUUGAGUGUGAAGAUGUUUUCCAUUGGGAUGCUCACUGGCGGAAAUCCAGUUUUUACAAGUUUUGUACCUUUUGCACUUUUCACCCUGUUCCUGUGGCGUCGAUUUAAAAAACAAACCAAAAAAAAAAACGUCCGAUGGUCACUAACUGUCCUUUGAAGGCAAAGCUGGGAACUGCGUUAAUGUGAAAUAGGUUCCCGGAAACGUCAGACAGCUUUUUUUUUUUUUUUAAUCAGAUUCUGUCUUUGUGCUGUUCUGAAGCUGCAUUACAUGAACACACUAAAUGCAGACACCUUGCAAAUCCCAUUUCAUGUCUGCUCUAAUUUUACAAUUUAAAGACGGGUAUGCUGGAA
Hippocampus comes (tiger tail seahorse) is the source of this 1687-nucleotide messenger RNA. It is a transcript of the gene c1galt1c1, whose product is annotated as C1GALT1-specific chaperone 1. The transcript is spliced from 3 exons. Gene Ontology annotation, molecular function: N-acetylgalactosaminide beta-1,3-galactosyltransferase activity. Bases 296 to 1300 code for a protein of 334 amino acids. NCBI's taxonomy places the organism in Eukaryota, Metazoa, Chordata, Actinopteri, Syngnathiformes, Syngnathidae. The record is from RefSeq and is a predicted model, not a curated record.